Messenger RNA from Podospora anserina S mat+, 1902 nucleotides. RefSeq lists its product as uncharacterized. The coding region runs from base 1 to 1902 and encodes 633 amino acids. The record is from RefSeq and is a predicted model, not a curated record. The transcript has 4 exons. Lineage: Eukaryota; Fungi; Ascomycota; Sordariomycetes; Sordariales; Podosporaceae. Gene Ontology annotation, biological process: maturation of SSU-rRNA from tricistronic rRNA transcript (SSU-rRNA, 5.8S rRNA, LSU-rRNA). Gene Ontology annotation, cellular component: nucleolus; small-subunit processome.
AUGGCCAAGAAAAGAAGAGUCUCCCGCAAGGCGGAACCGGCCGGCCCCCGCGAUGUCGACGCCAAAGACGCCAGUUUGACCAUCAAGACGUACCGAGAUGUCGCCGACUCUGGGGAUGAGUACUGGGCUGAGAAGGACCAGAUCAUGCUGGACAGCGAGGACGAACAACCGCGCUCGAAGCGCCUCAAGAAGGAGGACGACUUUUUAGAGGUUUCCGACGAGGAGGUUUUCCAGCAAGACGAUUCCGACGAGAGCGAAGACGAAGCGCCAGCCAAGAAGGGCAAGGGCAAGAAGGUCAUUGAGCAAUAUUCCGAAGACGAGGAGCAGCAGGAGGGGGAAGAGGAGGGUGAUGAGGGUUGGUGGGGAAAUAGCAAGAAGGAAUACUAUGAUGCCGAUCAGAUCGAGACCGAGGCCGAUGCUCUGGCAGAGGAAGCAGAGGCAAAGCGUCUCCAGGCCAAGAAAUUGGCCAAGAUGACUGAGGAGGAUUUUGCUUUCGACGAGGACGAAUGGAUGGCGCCAAAAGAGGAGGCUGGCGAGGACGAGGUUGUGACGGAGGUUUUGAAAGAGGUGGAAGUAAGAGAGGACAUGACACCCGAGGAAAGAUACAAGCUGCUCCAGUCUCGAUAUCCCGAGUUCGAAUACCUGGUGGACGAGUUCGCAGAACUGCAGCCCGUUCUUUCGGAAUUACAAAAGGACGCCGUUGGAAAGCCUGCCAAGUCACUAGCGGUUGUCAAGUCUUGGAUUCUGGGGUGCUACGUCGCCUCGCUGGCUAGUUAUUUUGCUCUUCUCACAUCACCAACAAGGGACGGGAACGGUGCUGCGGCAACGCUCAGCCCAUCAGAACUCAGAGACCACGAAGUUAUGGGGACUUUGAUGGAGUGCAGAGAGGCCUGGCUCAAGGUGAAACAGUUCAGACCAGCCAAGCCUGCCGCCUCAGAAACGGGCAUGCUUUCGCCACCAGAAGAGGAGGACGAGGAGAUGCUCGACAUCGACGAGCCGGCCAAGAAGAGGAAGUCGAAGCUCUCCAAGGCCGAGAUCAGGGCCAAGGAGAAGAAGGAGGCCGACAAGGCGAGGAAAGCCAAGGCGGUCGAGAAGUCUUUGGCUGACCUGUCCGCUCUUCUCGAGAGCGGCAAGAAGGCCGCCAAGGAGGAUGCUGCUCGCGCUGUGCCAACAAACAGUGCGGAUAUGAACGAAGACUAUUCCGACUUUGGCGAGGAGGAUGCUUUGGACGAACAUACUGCUGCCGACAAGGCCAAGCGCAAGAAGAGCUUGAGGUUCUAUACUUCGCAAAUCGUACAAAAGGCCAACAAGCGUGCUGGGGCUGGUCGCGACGCCGGUGGUGAUAUGGAUAUUCCUUAUCCACGCCUGAACGCUGAGGCUGAACGCCGCGGCAAGAAGGACAGCAAAUUCGGCGCCGGCGCUGAGCUGGGCGGUGACGACAGCGAAGAAGAAGGCCGACAAGGCGGCGCGCUUCGAGGCGCUGGCACAGGCGAAGAAGGACGAGCGCAUUGUGGAACAGCAGGAGCUCGGCCCAGACGGCAAGCGCCAGAUCACCUACCAGAUCCAGAAGAACAAGGGCUUGACGCCGCACAGGAAGAAGGAGGUGCGCAACCCGCGUGUGAAGAAGAGGAUGAAGUACGAGGAGAAGAAGAAGAAGCUCAAGAGCGUGCGGGCUGUGUACAAGGGCGGCGAGGGCAAGGGUGGCUACCAGGGAGAGUUGUCUGGUAUCAAGACGAAUCUCGUCAAGAGUACCAAGUUGUAGAUGCAUUAAUGGCGAAUAUAUGGGCGUUUUGUAUCCCAAGGUGGUGUGUUUUCCAUGGAUUGUUUCUGCGUGAGAGCCCAAAAUCAAGAUGCUUUUGGGAUUCUACAUGUGAUGAAGAUGCGAAAGGCAACAUAAGUUGA